AAAAACCAAAACCCAAAACCAAAACCAACCACCAUUGACCAACCACCAACUGGGAAUACAUACCCUCAAGAAACAAAGAAACAAAGAACGAAAGAACGAACGAACGAACGAACGAAAGACCAAAGAAAUGACCACACUGGCAACCGGGCUGCCGAUCAGCAGUCGAUCAGCCGAAACCAAGAUCACACCUGCCCUCAGAUUGGCCGUCCAGAAGGCAACCUCGGUAUUCCAGAAGGACUUCUGCUACGACUUCAUCCAAGCCCUCGUCGAUGAGCCCGAGAUAGCUGAUCCGAUCGGCGUCAGAUUAUUCCUCAACUUCUGUCUGCGCAAACCGGACAACCUCGUCGACAGUUUCCUGGACUCACUCGAUCAAAACUUGGGACCAGCCGAAAGCUUCUCCGAGGCCGCCGACACGAUCCUCAACGAGAUCGACAACUUCAUCGAGUUCGUCCACGGUCUCAUCGAGAUGAUCGAUGGCGGAGAGAUCUUCAAGUUGGCCUACCACGAAAUCGACGCCUGGAAGUUGUGUUAUCAGUUGUUGGAACCCAUCCAACAUCGCCUCUUCGAUCUUGCCGUCCAGGAUCGCCAUCACUUUCAAAACCACAAUCGCGACUCAUCCGCCUCCUCUGAACCCUUCGAACUCACCUUCGCCUCAGAUUCCACCACCUCCGGCUUCUAUCAAGCCUUUGUCACCAUCGACAAAUUCCUCAAACAUUCCUUCGAAUCUAGGAUCCUCUUAGAGCCCGCUAAGUUGGUCGAAGACGCCGACCAACUCGCCGAACGUAGAACCGAACUUCAAACGUUCAGGUCCCUCUUUCCCUCUACUCAAAACUCCACCCUUCUCGUCAAAAAACAUGGCAGGUUCGGGAGAGAAGAAGCGACAAUCGAUCAAUUCCUCGAAAGUGACAAAUUCAAAGAACUUUCGAAGCUCAAGGCUACCAUGUCAGGUGGUCAAUUAACGCGUCAACCAUCAACCCGCACGAAGAAAGUCGCAUCGCAGGUCGAAAAUGAGAAGAUCGGCGCGUCGUCGACGGGAAAGAGCAAACAUUCUCAGGCCAAAGGCUCGCCCGCCCAGGCCGCAGAUUCUCCAGGAGUCGGACACAAGAGCAGCAAACGGGCGGGAGUGGUCCGAAAGGAUGAUCCCCAGUCUACCCAUCAUCUCGAUCCAUUCCUUCGAGAAGAGCCUUUAUCAUCUCACUCUAAACCCGCAUUUGUUAGGAAACGCAUCCCAGAAUCAGAUUCUGACCCCGAUUUCGAAGACGUGUCUGAGCGUAAUCAGCGGAAGAAGUCGUCGCUUCCAGCAGGUCAGCCGACGUCGAAGGCCGACUCGACGACGAGCUCAUCAAAACACCGUCAAGGCUCCGCCCAUCUCUCGCAACAUGGAUCGACGACGAGCAACCUCAGUCACCAUCCGAAACGCAAACGUAAUUCGCGUGGCGUAACCGCUAAUCAACUCGAUACCACUACCACUGGGAAUACUACUAAAACUCGAAAGAAACGUAAAUCCAAGUCUAAUAAAAAUGCGGACGAUGAUGAUGAUGAUGACAAUCCGUUGGGCCACGAAGAGGAGCUCUUCGUGGUCGAUAAAAUCAUCGGCGAAAGCGUCGAUAUUAAUGGCGAAACUAUCUAUAAAGUUCUUUGGGCGGGAUAUCCGGAGUCAGAAGCUACCUGGCAAUUCGCUAAUACGUUGGACGAUUGUGCGGCUCUAGACGUGUGGCAACAGAACAAAAAAAAUGAGAAAAUGAUGAAGGAUUCUAGCACUACCACUACAAAGCAUAAGAAUAAUCAAGAGGAUGAUGAAGGAGAUGGAGAUGGAGAUGAUGCAGGAAGGAAGAAGAAGAAGAUUGAAGACCUCAGUGGGAGUGCAAAUGAUGCAUCGGAGACCUUGAAUAAGACAACUGCUAGUGGAAAUCAUCUGAAUCCUAAUAAAACUAUCCUCAAUAAUAUCAAUAAUAAGGGGAAUGGGAACGGGAAUCUUCUGGAUAAUCCAUUUGAUGGGUUUAAUGAUCAUCUGAAUCAGCCUCUGGAGACUCCAAAAAACCUCAGCUUGAAUAACUCUCUUACUUGAUUUCCUCUCAUUCUUUCCUCCCUCCCCACACUCUUCCUCUUUGUUGUUUCUCCUCGUUCUCUCAGCUUUGGUUUUUGUGUCUCUUUUUUUUUCUUUGGCUGAUUUGAAUCAUCAUGAUCGGUUUCAAUUGUGGAUGGAAAAAAUAGAAGACCAAAUCUCAGAAAUCUGGCUAAUAAAUCAAUUAACUUACUCACUCACUCCGUCUAUCAUCUAGACUCUUGCCAAAGAUUGUUGUUCAUAGAGCUUUUUUUUGUUUUUUUCAAAGAAAAACAAAAACGCGGUUUGGACUCU
Puccinia graminis f. sp. tritici CRL 75-36-700-3 is the source of this 2359-nucleotide messenger RNA. RefSeq lists its product as uncharacterized. The transcript is spliced from 5 exons. The record is from RefSeq and is a predicted model, not a curated record. The coding region runs from base 128 to 2068 and encodes 646 amino acids. Lineage: Eukaryota; Fungi; Basidiomycota; Pucciniomycetes; Pucciniales; Pucciniaceae.